Molecule: messenger RNA, 5013 nt
Organism: Ylistrum balloti
Lineage: Eukaryota; Metazoa; Mollusca; Bivalvia; Pectinida; Pectinidae
Product: equilibrative nucleobase transporter 1-like
Exons: 10
Coding region: 183-1802 (539 amino acids)
Biological process (GO): transmembrane transport
Molecular function (GO): transmembrane transporter activity
Source: RefSeq, a predicted model, not a curated record
ACAUAACAAAUCAGCUGGUAUUAAGCGGGCGGAAGCCAAGUAUGAGCAAUGUGUAACAUGUAGGUAGUUGAUCAACUGAGAAGGUAGAUCGUACACAUAUACUGGCACACGUAAAAAUACACGCUGUUGCAGUCAGCUGUCGGAUAAUAUGAGCGAAUAGGUCAUAACGUUGUGAUAACACCAUGAAGCUUUACAUCAGAUGCAGAGCACUAUGCGCCGUGUGGUGUGCAAUAGAGAUUCUUUUCUUCGGAGGAAUUAUAUACGGCUGGGGAUCGUUAGUUUUUGUUUUAAAAGAGGAAGGAUUUUAUUACGAGGAAUGUGUAAGUGUCACAGCACCUGGUGAGCUGACCUAUAACAACACUAGGUCCAUUACGACCCCAGUAAGUAUUCAACUAAAAGAUACUUUCUUGACACCUGUUGCGGAUGGCGACACGUCAGACCCGCGACCGAAAUCGGACGAUGGUUAUGAAAAAUCUCCGAGUCAACUGGACAGUAACCAGGACAACGGGGCGGUUUCAGAGCCAGGACAACCAUCCCAUACAUGUCCUCAACAGGAAUCUAAGUUAAAUCUAUGGUUCUCUGUGGCGGUUGCAUUCAUGUAUUUAUCGAUGGCGUUCCUUGGGGAACUAACCACCCGCCUGGGAACACAGAUUACUCGACAUAUCUUCACAUUCAUGUUCGUAUUUGGAGCUUUGUGUGUGGCGUUCGCGACGAAAGACAUACCCUGGCUGCUGUGUCCGGGUCUGUGUAGCAUUGCUGUUUCCGGUUUGGUCAUAUUUGCCACAAACAUACAGGUGGCAAACUUGUUCCCGCGCUUACAGUCAACUGUGGUGGCACUAUACUGUGGCCUGUUCGACUCUUCUUCCGUCAUACAACACAUGAUGAAGAUCGCCUAUGAGAAUGGCGUGUCCCGUCGGAUAUUUUACAUUUGCCUGGCUGGUUUCGCCCUCGUCAUGCUGAGUAUCAGUACUAUCCUCUUCUUGCCAAAGUCAUACAUCACCAAGCAGAAGAUUCGCCGGAAGUCGUGCGAACUGGAGAUCAAGAGCGGCAGACUAUUGCCUGAGUUGAAAGGCCUGAAGGAUCAGAGGGAAACGGAUGAGACAUCUUUACGCACGUGCAUAUGGUCAGUUACGUACUUGAUGCACGUGGCUUGGAUGAGCAUUAACACUGUGACGUUCGUCACUUUCAUAGGUCUGAUCAACGUGAAUCUCGAACAGUUGUCUGACAAGAAACAAGUUGUAAGUAAGUACUUAGGGGUAUUCGCCUACACGACCAUGUGCACGGUAGUUGCAGGAAUAUUGGCAGGAAUGAGUUACGACUGUCAACGUAAACGAUAUUACGAUUAUCCGUCACCAGCCAGAGUUUGGCGUCCGGUCCUGUUACCAAUGACAACCACGAGUAUCCUAGGAACCCUGGUGUACGUGCUACUCCUGGUGGGGUCUCUCACCGUCAUGGUGCCCAUAUUUGUCCUAUUCACAUUCUAUCGUUCAUUCCUCUACUCGAUAGGAGUGGCCUUCGUCAAUGACGCGUUUCCAGAGCAACACUUCGGUGCCCUAUAUGGUAUAAUGACAUUUUCUACUGGACUUUUCAGUAUGCUUCAAUAUGGCUUCUUCUCCUGGUUCGACUCGUAUCAGGACGCAAAUAUUCACGUGACGAUUUUCUUACUUUUUCUGUGUGUAUCGACGUUUAUACACCCUGUACAGUUAGGGAUACGAAGUCGUCAAACGGACAACACAGAUCACUCGAAUAUAGAGCAGACCUUCCUGCCGCCGGACACUCUGGAAUCUGACAGGAAACUAUAAUAAUAAGUGGUGUCGCAAACAUGUAUCGAUAUAACCAGUGUAUGAAUGUGUAUUAUAAAAAAAAACAGUAAUACAACACACAACAUGAAAGCAUUACUUAAAAUAGCGACACUUGACGUAGCCUUGACGCUUGGCUGGGAAUGGCACCUGUGUGACGACAUCUUGGCUGGGAAUGGCACCUGUGUGACGACAUCUUGGUUGGGGAUGACACCUGACUGUCUGACAACACUAUGCUGGGGACGAUACCUGAUUGCCUGACAACACUUGACUGGGGACUACACCUGAUUGCCUGACAACACUUGACUGGGGACAACACCUGAUUGCCUGACAACACUUGACUGGGGACAACACCUGAUUGCCUGACAACACUUGACUGGGGACAACACCUGAUUGUCUGACAACACUUGACUGGGGACAACACCUGAUUGUCUGACAACACUUGACUGGGGACAACACCUGAUUGCCUGACAACACUUGACUGGGGACAACACCUGAUUGCCUGACAACACUUGACUGGGGACAACACCUGAUUGUCUGACAACACUUGACUGGGGACAACACCUGAUUGUCUGACAACACUUGACUGGGGACAACACCUGAUUGACUAACAACACUUAGGUGGGGACAACACCUGAUUGUCUGACAACACUUGACUGGGGACAACACCUGAUUGUCUGACAACACUUGACUGGGGACAACACCUGAUUGACUAACAACACUUAGGUGGGGACGACACCUGAAUAUAUUACGACAUAUUGCUGAGUAACGACACCUGGCUGUGUGAUGGCAUAUUGACAACUGGAGUGACGUCACCUAAGUUGAGUGACGACGCCUGACUGUGUGAUGACACCUGGUGAGUGACGACACCUGACUGCGUGACAACACCAGGAUCAGUGACGACUCUUCGCUGAGUGAAGAUGCCUGGUUUAGUGACGACAUCUGGUUGAGUGACGUCACCUGUUUGAGUGAUGACACCUGGAUUAGUAACGACACCUGGAUUAGUGACGACACUUGGCUGAGUGAAGAUUCCCGGUUUAGCGACGACAUCUGGUUGAGUGACGUCACCUGGUUGAGUGACGACAACAGACUGCGUGACGACACCUGGAUCAGUGACGGCACUUGGCUGAGUGAAGAUGCCUGGUUUAGUAAUGACACCUGAGUGACGACACCUGAGUGGGUGACGACAACUUGUUUGCUGACUGAGUAAUCAUUAAAUUCCGUCCCGAUUAACCCCCAAGAAAAAAACAGAUACACCAGCUUAUGUUUAUACUCUAAUUUGCUCAAACUGAAUGCAAAAUUAUGUGUAACCUGUGUGUUAUGAACGUGUCUGUAAACAUUUAUGUUAAGUCUGAUUAAGUUUGAGAUGGAAAUAUUUAGAGAAUGAUAUAGAGUACAGACCACCGCCACCACCCCCUACCCCCACCCCCCAGCCCCCAACCCCCACCCCCCAACCCCCACCCCCAACCCCCAACCCUCACCACGAAAUUAAGAAAACAGUAUCAACUUACUUCAUUUAAAUGGCACAUGGCAUAUAAUUUCGCUGCUCAGGGACUUUGAUUCAAUUUUCCUGAUGUGUUUCAAUAUAUAGCAUCAUUUAUGUUUGUGUGUCACUCUCUAUAAGCUUUCUUACUCGGGACGAAGUUAACAGGCACUACAAGUUCACGUAAUGUAACUUUCUUUGCUUGUCUCCACACUUCCUGUUACAUUUCUUCGCUUGUCUCCACAAUUCCUGUAACUUUGGUUCGCUUGUCUCCACACUUCUUGUAACUUUGGUUCGCUUGUCUCCACACUUCCUGUUAAUUUUCGUCAUUUCAGUUCAGAUAGGCUAAAGGUAUUCAUACGCAUCAGUUUCGUUGUAAAUAUGUUUGGAGAACGGUCGGAUGAUGAUGAUGAUGAUGAUGAUGAUGAUGAUGAUGAUGAUGAUGAUGAUGAUGAUGAAGGUUUCUCGUCUCCGUGACUCUGCCCGUCGCCGGGCAUUGUCGAUUCUCUGGCGAUGUGCAGAGUUAUCGGACUUACUUUAGUGUAUAUGUACACGAUUAAGCUCAAUACCGAUCACUUCCGAGGAACUGCCAUUAAGUCAUCUGUAACGGUUCAGUCUUGAUUUGUGUAUCUUUUCAAUGUCAGUUGGUUGAAAGUUUUAACCGGACCGUAAAUUUCAGCUAGUAUGACUUGGAGAUUUAAUCUAUUUCUGUCCGCCAUUUUUUGUGAGGUUUUCUUUGAGUUUACAAAUACCAAAGUAAAACAGUUUCACAUAUGCUAUUAUUUUAUCUCUGGUACUGAACAUUGUGCAAUUUGCUUUGGAAAUUAUGGCCUGAUGAUGGACAUGUAUGUAGAUAACUAAUAGAUUGGACCAUAAAAUAUAAUGUGAUAUGUUGUGAUAACGUUUAAUUUUCUCAAACUGUUUAGGUUACCGAUCUGCUAAAAAAUGUGUCAGUUUUAGCUAUCUGUUUCUGAUUUUUGUUAUCGAAUUAGGCUAAAAUGUAGUAGAGACACUGUCAGUAUCAUCAGUACACAAAAUAGACUGAGAUGUGGUAGACGCUGUCUGUGUCAUCAUUAUGUAAAUGAGACUGAGAUGUGGUAGACGCUGUCUGUGUCAUCAUUAUGUAAAUGAGACUACGAUGUGGUAGACGCUGUCUGUGUCAUGAUUAUGUACCAUAGAAUCUAACACACGGGGUAAUAUAUACUUAUACCAUAGAGUCUAACACACGGGGUAAUAUAUACAUGUACCAUAGAGUCUAACACACGGGGUAAUAUAUACAUGUACCAUAGAGUCUAACACACGGGGGUAAUAUAUACAUGUACCAUAGAGUCUAACACACGGGGGUAAUAUAUACAUUUACCAUAGAGUCUAACACACGGGGGUAAUAUAUACAUGUAUCAUAGAGUCUAACACACGGGGUUAAUAUAUACAUGUACCAUAGAGUCUAACACGGGGGUAAUGUACCAUAGAGUCUAACACACGGGGGUAAUAUAUACAUGUACCAUAGAGUCUAACACUCGGGGUAAUAUAUACAUGUACCAUAGAGUCUAACACACGGGGUAAUAUAUACAUGUACCAUAGAGUCUAACACACGGGGGUAAUAUAUACAUGUACCAUAGAGUCUAACACACGGGGGUAAUAUAUACAUGUACCAUAGAGUCUAACACACGGGGUAAUAUAUACAUGUACCAUAGAGUCUAACACACGGGGGUAAUAUAUACAUUUACCAUA